This is a messenger RNA of Bactrocera dorsalis (oriental fruit fly), 629 nucleotides long. RefSeq names its product lysozyme-like. Bases 154 to 603 code for a protein of 149 amino acids. The record is from RefSeq and is a predicted model, not a curated record. Lineage: Eukaryota; Metazoa; Arthropoda; Insecta; Diptera; Tephritidae. The transcript has 4 exons.
UGCCGCGCGUUUAAGUGUUAAGACGAAAUCGUGCUUUAUAUUUAGAAUAAGCACUCUGUGUUAAGCCAGCGCUCACCUGUUGCCUCUCUGUGUGUGUAAGUGUGCGUUGGGGCGCACGUGAGAUUAUCGAGCGGCUUUAUUAAAGACUUAAAAAUGGCUCGCCUUGCUUUGCUGUUAGCCGCACUGCUGCUGAGCUGUCUUCUGCUGAGCUAUCGUAUGGAUGCUAAAGAAUACAUGCGUUGCCAGUUGACGAGAGAGCUUUUGCUAAAAUACGGUAUCAACAAAACGUUUCUCUCCAACUGGAUUUGCUUGAUCGAGCACGAGAGCAAUAGGAGCACCAAAGUGUUGAAACGAAAUCCUAACGGCAGUCGCAGUUACGGACUCUUCCAGAUAAACAGCAAGGAAUGGUGUCGCGUUAGUCGCAAAGGUGGCCUUUGCGGUAAUAAAUGUGAAGACUUCCUUGAUGACAACAUAGACGACGAUGUGGCGUGUGCGAAGCGAAUAUUCCAACGUGAUGGCUUCAAAAAUUGGCCCGGCUGGAGUGCAUCGUGCCGCAAUCCCCAGAACCUGCCGAACCUCCGCCUGGCGUGCAAAUACAGAUAGUGAGACCGACCCGAGCAUAGAGACUU